Molecule: messenger RNA, 1155 nt
Organism: Hansenula anomala
Lineage: Eukaryota; Fungi; Ascomycota; Saccharomycetes; Phaffomycetales; Wickerhamomycetaceae
Gene: RPN9
Product: proteasome regulatory particle lid subunit RPN9
Exons: 1
Coding region: 1-1155 (384 amino acids)
Biological process (GO): ubiquitin-dependent protein catabolic process
Cellular component (GO): nucleus; cytosol; proteasome regulatory particle, lid subcomplex
Molecular function (GO): structural molecule activity
Source: RefSeq, a predicted model, not a curated record
AUGUCAUCAGUCGAUAACGAUAUCCCGGGAAUUUUAUCUACAUUACGCUCUGAAGCUGAUCCAAAUUUGGCUCCAUUGUUUUACAGUUUUGAAGACUUGUACCAACGUAAAUUAUGGCAUCAAUUGACUGGAGCUCUUGAUGAGUUUUAUAAAAACCCAGCCUCAAAACCUGUUAAAUUAAGAUUAUAUUCCAAUUUCAUUACAAGCUUCAAAUAUAAGAUAAAUCAAUUGAAAUUGGUUCAAUUUCUUUUAUUAUCAAUUUCAGAAAUCGAAGAUGCUAAUGAAGCUUUAGAAUAUUUACAAGAUUUACAAAAAGAUUUAGAAAAAGAGGAACACAUUGAUAAAGAGCAAGCAUUGAUCUUCAUAAAGAUAGAGAUUGCUAGAUUGAACUUGAGAUUGGGUAAAGAAAUUGAAGCUAGAGAAUUUUUAGAUGAUAUAACCACUGAAUUGGAUAAACAUGAUUCAGUUGACCUUAAGAUCAGUCAAUCCUAUUUCUCAACAAACUCUGAAUACUAUAAAGUCAAAUCAGAUUACAACAACUUUUACUAUCAAAGUUUAUUAUUCUUAUCCACCAUCCAAUUGGAAGAUUUAACUGUUAUUGAUCAACAAAGACUUGCUUAUGAAUUAAGUAUCAGUGCCUUAUUAGCUGACAAGAUAUAUAAUUUUGGUGAAUUAUUAACUCAUCCUAUCUUGAAGACUUUGGAAAAAGGUCCAUAUCAAUGGUUAAUUGACUUAUUGUUUGCAUUGAAUAGUGGUAACAUCACUCAAUUCUCAAAACUAUUAUCAAAUCUAGAAAAAGUUCCAUUGUUGAAAAAUUCUGAACCAUUUUUAAGACAAAAAAUAUGUUUAAUGACAUUAGUUGAAUUGGUUUUCAGCAAAUCAAUUAGAACAAUCACAUUUGAAGAAGUUUCAAAAGCAACAUUUUUAAGCAUUGAUGAAGUUGAACAUUUAGUUAUGAGAGCAUUAAGUCUUGGUUUGUUGAAAGGUUCAAUUGAUCAAAUCAAUCAAACAAUCUCUAUAAGCUGGGUCCAACCAAGAAUCAUCAAUCAAGAACAAAUUGAUAAUAUGAAACAGAGAUUAGUUGCAUGGGAUCAAAAUGCUGUCAAAUUAGGAAAAUUCAUGGAAGCCAAUGGUAAAGAAAUUUGGAUUCAAUAG